UUAUAUAAUAAUAAUAUUGUAUUUCCCUUACUGCUUUACGUCCUUUUGCUUUUACUACUAGCUCUACUGGCUACUAUUUUUAUACCUACUACCUAUCUAGAGGUAAUCUGAGGUGUAUUAUAAUUAGGUACCUAGUAGUAUUUGAUAACUAUUACCUAAUGAAUAUAACAUAAUGCUAAUUGGAUACUAAUUAGUAGGUAAUUAAAUUAAACAAUACAUAGGUCAUAGAUGCGUGCAAUUUUAAUUUUUCAGUAGCAGCGAUGGAAAGUUGGAGAAAAAUUACAUAUGUGGUGGCCAUUUUUAUGUUCUUGAUACAAAUACGUCCACUAGAACCAUAUUUAACUGCUUAUCUCACUGGGCCAAAUGGGAAGAUUUCUCUUUCAGAGGUGGCUAACUCGAUGGAGUCUAUUAGAUCAUACUCUGCUCUUAUAGCAACGUUCAUAAUGUUAAUCAUCUCAGACUACCUUCUAUACAAGACGGUGGUUAUAAUCUUAACAUCUUGCUCAUGUAUCACUUAUAUUCUUAUGGCGGGUUUUCCAAGCUUAGUACAAUUAAAAGUGUCUAUGUUCUUUUAUGGAUCAGCAUACUGUACCACAACAGUAGCAUCAUGUUAUUUAUUUGCCCGUAUCAAAGACAAAAAACAUUUUCAAAAGUCUGCCAGCUUUGCGGCUGUUGGCUUGGAGCUAGGAAAGUUCUUUGGAGAUGUCUCUGGUCAAAUCAUAGUCAGCUCAAGUGGAGGAAGCUACUCAUUACUGCCAUACUGUAAUGCAUUUGCUAUGUUCUUGGCUACAAUUUGGGCUUUUUUAUUUCCUCCGAUUAAACCAAAGGAUUCUUUGAAGACGAAUUGCCCAGAUGAAAAUACCAUGCUUCUCGGAAAUAGUGGAAACAUUACAUCCAAUACUCAUGAAAUAAAACAUUGCAAUAGCAGGGUGGAUAAUGAAUAUAAGAUAGUACUUGUUUUGAAACAAAUCUGGUUGGAUUUUAAGACUUCACUCUCAAAUAAAAUUAUACUAAAAAAAUCUCUUUGGUAUAUAUUUGGCAUGGCAGCAUAUGUUCAGGUUUUGAAUAAUAUGAAUGUUCUGUACUCAUAUGUUGCUAACAAACAUGGUCAUAAUGAUAUCUUGUCUAAUGGAUUUGCUGAGUCAAUGGUCACAUUGUGUGGUGCAUUGGGUGCUUAUCUAAUUGGUAAAGUGCAAUUGGAUUGGAAUUAUUAUGGUGAUAUAUUUACAUCAUUUUGCUCUAUUUUGAUGGGUGUUUUCAUGAUGUCUUGUUACUUUUAUGAGCAUAUACAAUUAAUAUAUUUAUCAUAUAUAUUAUAUGGUCUAAUUAGUGAAGCAAUAUUAGUAAUAACCUUGUGUGAGUUGGCAAAUCAUUUAAAAAGUCAAUGUUAUUCCCUUGUAAUAGGGUUCAAUUUAUUAGGUUCUUUAGUUAUGUCUGCUAUUAUGACAUUUUUCUUUGUUCAAUUUAAUUUCUUAGAAAUUACUGUCCCUGGACGAUUUUUGUUCAUUGGUGGUUUGUACAGUGUCCUUGGAACUAUGUUUUUGUUCAUACACUUUUUUGACGCUGAAAAAGAAAAAAGUAUACAAUGACUGAUAUCGAUAAAUGAUUUAUUUGUUGAUAUACGAUAUACAUCAUUGCCUCAAGUAUUUUUUAUAGUUAUUACUGGUUGAUAUGAAUUCAUACA
Myzus persicae (green peach aphid) is the source of this 1684-nucleotide messenger RNA. RefSeq names its product thiamine transporter 1-like. The record is from RefSeq and is a predicted model, not a curated record. Gene Ontology annotation, cellular component: plasma membrane. Gene Ontology annotation, molecular function: vitamin transmembrane transporter activity. The transcript is spliced from 10 exons. Lineage: Eukaryota; Metazoa; Arthropoda; Insecta; Hemiptera; Aphididae. Gene Ontology annotation, biological process: transmembrane transport; vitamin transport. The coding region runs from base 261 to 1589 and encodes 442 amino acids.